CUGAGCAGUGAUGAGAGGGAGAGCUUUGAGUAGGAAGCCCCAGGAAGCUGGUUAAAAAUAUUAGAUCAGGAAAGCAGCAUCUCCAACAAUGAUCACUCUGGCAAAUGCAAAGCCCUGGAGACCCAGCCGAUUCAAUGUUUAAGCCAGGGUGUAUUUACACUGCAGGAGGUUACUGGACUGAAGGAGGGUGGAUUUUUGAUUCCCACAGAAUGCCUUAUUUUGCAAAGCUCAUGUUGUUGAUCUUUUGCUUGGUGGUUCUUGUGGAGAGCAGAAAGCACAGGAGGAAGAGAUGGACAGGACAAGUAGAAGUGCAGAAAGCAAGUCACAUAUAUAGAAAGAACCAUGAUAUGACUAAAAGUCGGACAGGAAAAACUGAACAGCUUCUGCGGGUAGAUGACCAUGAUUUCACCAUGCGACCAGCUUUUGGAGGCCCUGCAAUUCCUGUUGGGGUGGAUGUGCAGGUUGAAAGCUUGGACAGUAUUUCUGAGGUUGAUAUGGACUUUACAAUGACACUGUAUCUGAGGCAUUACUGGAAGGAUGAGCGCCUCUCCUUUCCCAGCCAUACGAACAAGAGCAUGACUUUUGAUGGAAGGCUAGUGAAGAAGAUCUGGGUGCCGGAUGUCUUCUUUGUUCACUCUAAAAGAUCCUUCAUUCAUGACACAACCACUGACAACAUCAUGUUGCGGGUGUUCCCAGAUGGCCAUGUGCUGUAUAGUAUGAGGAUCACAGUGACAGCAAUGUGCAACAUGGACUUCAGCCGGUUUCCACUAGAUUCACAGACUUGUACGCUGGAGCUUGAAAGCUAUGCUUACACAGAUGAAGAUCUGAUGCUUUACUGGAAAAAUGGAAAUGAAUCACUCAGAACAGAUGAGAAGAUUUCUUUGUCUCAGUUCUUGAUACAAAAAUUCCAUACAACCUCCAGACUUGCUUUCUACAGUAGUACUGGCUGGUAUAAUCGCCUCUACAUUAACUUCACUCUGCGUCGCCACAUCUUCUUCUUCCUGCUCCAAACGUAUUUCCCUGCCACUCUGAUGGUCAUGCUGUCCUGGGUGUCCUUUUGGAUAGACCGCAGAGCUGUGCCGGCAAGAGUUUCAUUAGGGAUCACGACGGUGCUGACCAUGUCGACCAUAAUCACGGGUGUCAAUGCCUCCAUGCCUCGGGUUUCCUACAUCAAAGCUGUGGACAUUUACCUCUGGGUCAGUUUUGUGUUCGUCUUCCUUUCGGUGAUAGAGUAUGCAGCAGUGAACUACCUGACCACAGUGCAAGAGCGGAAGCAGCGGAAGCUGCGAGAGAAGAACUUUCAAGCUGAAAUGGAAGCCCUGACACCACACAAGCAGGAAUUGAUGAUAGUAGGAACAACAGAGGGAAGGAAACUAAGAUCAGAACUGGGGAAGUCUGCAACCUGGGACUUUGGCAGAGACAAUAUAGGGAGGUUUCAAUGCACAUGUGGAAUUCCUCCUACAAAUACAAUGUUGCUGGAUGGUAUCUGCAGUGAGUCAGAUGCCAACAGCCUAGAAGAGUACCCAAGAGGUCAGUUGGUGACGGAAGAGGAUAAGCAAGAUAAGAUGGUGAUCCAUUUGGCCCUGAAUAAUGAGUCUAAUUCAUCAAGAAAGAGAAGGCUGAAGGGACACGUGAGCCUUCGUAUCAUGCAGAACACUCAUGCCAUUGACAAAUACUCAAGAUUAAUAUUUCCAGGCACCUAUAUAUUUUUUAAUUUGAUAUACUGGUCUGUCUUUUGUUGAAUAAUGCUAAGGAGACAUUGACAAGACUCUAAAGAGCUUUGAUAUUGUUUGGAGUCUGAGAGAUACAAUGGAUUCUCCUAUUGUAACUGUGGACCAAUAAAGCGCUAGAUAUAUUUUCUCAGA
Messenger RNA from Hemicordylus capensis (graceful crag lizard), 1865 nucleotides. RefSeq names its product gamma-aminobutyric acid receptor subunit rho-2. NCBI's taxonomy places the organism in Eukaryota, Metazoa, Chordata, Lepidosauria, Squamata, Cordylidae. The record is from RefSeq and is a predicted model, not a curated record. Gene Ontology annotation, biological process: monoatomic ion transmembrane transport; chemical synaptic transmission; regulation of membrane potential. Gene Ontology annotation, cellular component: GABA-A receptor complex; neuron projection; membrane. Gene Ontology annotation, molecular function: neurotransmitter receptor activity; extracellular ligand-gated monoatomic ion channel activity; GABA-A receptor activity. The transcript is spliced from 10 exons. Bases 105 to 1742 code for a protein of 545 amino acids.